Molecule: messenger RNA, 2793 nt
Organism: Oncorhynchus tshawytscha (Chinook salmon)
Lineage: Eukaryota; Metazoa; Chordata; Actinopteri; Salmoniformes; Salmonidae
Product: TBC1 domain family member 2B-like
Source: RefSeq, a predicted model, not a curated record
CAGACGCUCUGUCUUCUACACUGGGAGCAGUGGUGAUGAGUGGGAGAUGUUAGACGCUCCCUCAACCAAGGACAUCAACCAGGACCACAAACCUCCCACCCAGCCUCAGACUGACUCACACAGACACUCCAUUGGUUCUCCAUUCACAUUUGACUUCGGGCGGAGCAGCAGUUCCUCGUUGCGGCCCAAGCGGCCCACUCUGCGGGACAUAAUGGGUUCAGGGAGGUUAGGACGCAGCACAGAGAGCUCUUCCCCCUCUUCUCAGACCACACCCCCAGUGGAGUGUAACGGCAGCAGGACCAAUGAGCUGCAGCUCCGCCUCCAGAGCCAGGAACAGGAACUGACACGCCUCCACGAGGAGAACAACAACCUGACUGAGGAGUUAACCUCCCAGAAGGAGCUGGUCAGACUGCUUCAGCAGACCUUGAGGAGCACCCAGAGGAGAUGCGACCAGCGCCACUAUACUCCAGUACCUGCCUCACCUCCAGCCCCAGGGUUCCCACAGUCGGACCUAGCCCAGAUGGAAGCCCUCCUCCUAGACAGGGAUGGUCAGGUCCAGGCCCUGUGCUGCCAGAUAGAGCGUCUAGCCCUGGAGAAGGAGAGUCUACAGAGGGAGCUGAAAGGACUGAAGGUCAAGGUUGGGGAGAUCAAUGAGCAGCUGAGCAUGCUGAUGGAGACCAUCCAGGCCAAAGACGAGGUCAUCAUUAAACUGUCCCAGACACCCCCCCAGGGAGCAGACGGGACCACCCCCCUGCUGCAGGACUGCAGCUCAGCUCCACCCCCCGCCAGCCAGCAACAGGAGAUAAACAACCUUAAGGACAGUGUUCAAGGCUAUAAAUCCCAGAACAAGUUCCUGAAUAAGGAGAUCCUGGAGCUGACUAUUCUACUAAGGAACGCUGAGGCCAGGGAGAGAUCUCUGGAGGUUAAGUAUGUGGCGUUGGAGGCUAAAGUGUGUCAGGUUGAGAGUAAGUACCUGGUGCUGCUUCAGGACCUGAAGAACCCAGUGUGUUCCUCUUCAGAAGAGUCCUGCCAGGAGGUCAUCUCUAGACUGUUGGAGGAUGCACUGAACAACACUGACCCUACGGGACACGCCGUCUUUAAGCCACACCCUGUCAGUGAGUACGAUGUGUUUGGCUUCAAAACAGUUCCAGAGGAGGAUGAUGAAGAGGAGAAGCUGGUAGCCAAGGUGAGGGCUCUGGACCUGUGCUCCCUCUCCCUAACAGACCCUGAGGUGUCAGUGGGGGUGAAGUGGGAGAACUAUCUCUCCUCUACUAUGAACAGAGACAUGGUGCACUGCCCCGAACUCAAAGCCCUUAUGAGGAGCGGGGUGCCACAUGUCCACCGCUCCAAGGUGUGGCGCUGGUGCGUGUCCUACCACACCAGGAAGUUCCGUGACAGCCUGGCUCCAAACUACUACGAGACCUUACUGGGUGUGGCCAGAGACAAGCCUAAUCCCGCCUCCAAACAGAUAGAGCUUGACCUGCUGAGGACCUUACCUAACAACAAACACUACUCCUCCCCCGGCGCCGACGGAAUACAGAAACUACGUAAUGUCCUGCUAGCCUUCUCCUGGAGGAACCCUGACAUAGGAUACUGCCAGGGACUCAACAGGCUGGCAGCCAUAGCUCUGCUGUACCUGGACCAGGAGGAUGCUUUCUGGUGUCUCAUCACUAUCGUGGAGGUCUUCAUGCCCCAGGACUACUACACCAAGACCCUGCUGGGAUCACAGGACCACCGAGUGUUCAAGGACCUGCUGCAUUAUUGGAAGCUGCCCAGACUCCACGCCCACUUUGACCUCUACAAGGUUGACUCCUCCCUCAUUACCUUCAACUGGUUCCUGGUCCUCUUCGUAGACUCAGUGAACUCUGACCUCCUCUUCAAGAUCUGGGAUGCCUUCCUGUACGAGGGACCCAAGAUCAUCUUCCGCUUCGCCCUCGCUCUCUUCAAGUACAAGGAGGAAGAGUUUCUGAAGCUUCAGGACUCCAUGGCCAUCUUCAAGUACCUCCGCUAUUUCACCAUAACUAUCCUGGACUGGAGGAAGUUGAUGAGCAUAGCGUUUGUGGACAUGAAUCCGUUCCCCCUGAGACAGAUCCUUAACAUGACCUUCCAUCUGGAGAAGGUUAGACUAGAGCUGACAGAGCUAGAGGCCAUCAGACAAACCUUCCUCAGAGAGAGAGACACACACACCGACGCAGGCGCGCUGUGUAGCGACGAUGAGGAGGACAACUAGCCAAUCACGGCCCAGGCCAAAUAGCACAUCAGUAGAGAGACUGACCACGGCCCCCGACGCACGCACGCACACAAGCUUUGUAGCAACAACUAGCACACAGCCUGUCAGGGUGCAGUACCUGCAGACUCCAGCCAAUCAGGAUCCAGGUCUGUGUGAUUCUAUCGUAUCACCUGCAGACUCCAGCCAAUCAGGGCCCUAGCCUGGCUAUCCCGCCCACCUUCAGACCAAACAGACGCUGUCAUGAGUAGUGACCAACCAUGAUGACCAGUGAUAUAUCCACAUACUCCCCACUCUCUGCUACGCUGGACCUGUCACCUCCAUGUUCUUUACAUACUGAACCCUGUGGCUUGGACCUGUCACCUCCAUGUUCUCCACAUGCUGAACCCUGUGGCUUGGACCUGUCACCUCCAUGUUCUCCACAUGCUGAACCCUGUGGCUUGGACCUGUCACCUCCAUGUUCUCCACAUGCUGAACCCUGUGGCUUGGACCUGUCACCUCCAUGUUCUCCACAUGCUGAACCCUGUGGCUUGGACCUGUCACCUCCAUGUUCUCCACAUGCUGAA